AUGUCGAACUAUACUCUAUCACGGCUUCCAGAUCAUAUCUUGCAUAUCUUCAAAAUAUAUGAAAGGGCAUCGAAUAACCUUUUACCAUAUAAAAAUGUCAGAAUUAAAAACUAUUUGCAGAGAACAACACCAGAAUAUUACAAUUUCCAAAGAAACAAGUUGCUAACAAACAGUUCCGAGAAUGGUAAAUUCAAUCCUAAUGACUUUCCUCCUAUAAUAAGUACGUUAAUUAAGCCUAUUUUCGAGGGCCCACUUGAAUUGGGAGGAUUGGAAAAUAUGCGGACUGAAGAUAUCUUCAAACAAGAUCAGACUAAAAAAGAUACUAAAGAAACAAAUGAUAACAUAUCAGAAUUCACUCCUAUAAUAAGUACAGCUAGCAGAACGACGAAGAAUUUCACGGAUUACCAGGCACAGAUAGCAGGCUCUUUUGCGGCGUAUUUUAAUCCAUAUCAUUCAGUGCCGAAUGUCAAGCUGAUCAAAAACUCUUUUCAAUGGUAUCAGAGACUACUUAAUAAUACGCCCAUAUUUUUUGUGUUAAGGCAAACUAAUCGACUUUUCUCCGAGGCGUCUCUUUCUCAAGUGAACAAGCCAUUAAAUGAUUUCAGAAAAGCCAUUUCUCUGUUGCAGAACAGUUUCCCCGACGGGAGUGAUAAGAGUAUUCGGAAUUACCAUUUCACAGACUUAUCCACUGUUGAUAUAUUUUCUUUGGCCAAUAAAUCGCAGCGUUAUUUUCAAUCCGACAAAGACUUUGAUAAGCUAUUUGAAACAACAGAUUGGAAAACUCAGAAUAAUGUGCAUGAUAAACUUAGUGAAGCAUUAUUAGCUAAUAAAACAGUAGAAUUGACUGAUAAAUCUUUUAAUGCAGUGAACGUAUCCCCGCAUGAAAUUAUAAGUCAGUAUCCGUUGCGUAAGGUUUUGAAGGAACUUGAAUACGCAAGUGUGAGAGAAGUAUUUCCAUAUGACGUGAAAUAUCAUGACUAUCAUUUGCUUACCAUUGAAAGUCCUAUAAUUCAAGAAGAUCAUUCUGACCUUCUCAACAUUCUAGAUGCUCAUAAAGAUUCAUUUGAAAUUAUUUCUGUUCGACUAGGGUUAAAUAAUCAAAUUAUAAAUGAUUUUUUCUCUCACAAGGUCCAUGCUAGCGAUUCGGUAAGUUCGUCAAAAUCUUACGACGAACUAUUACAAAUUGCAAAAUCGAACCACGAUAAUAUUGGACAUGAGAAUGAAGCAUCCAGCAUAGAUGCAUUAAUGAAAAGAUUGGGAGAGUCUGGCUUAGUUCGAGUAGAAGAAGGAUUCACCGAAAACUGUAUAUAUUUAUUUCAUAAGCAAUAG
Molecule: messenger RNA, 1329 nt
Organism: Debaryomyces fabryi
Lineage: Eukaryota; Fungi; Ascomycota; Pichiomycetes; Serinales; Debaryomycetaceae
Exons: 1
Coding region: 1-1329 (442 amino acids)
Source: RefSeq, a predicted model, not a curated record